AUGGCGUUGCAUUUCAGAUCUACCGACAAUGAUUACAGUCAAGUCUUCAUCAUCUUGAGGGAUUGGCUUCAAGCUGAUUCCCCUGCGCCUUCUGGAGAAAUCGCAAACAAGAUUGAUGCUUACCAUGCCAAGUCCUUCGAGGAAGAGAAGCAACUUCCGAAAGAAGAGAAGGAAGGCGUGGAGCUGGAUCCGGAUGGGUGCUAUGGGCCAUUGUGGGAAAUAUGGAUAGCUUUCAUUGUGAUUGUGGAACAGGUUCCACACAAUCAUGCUGCCCAAGACAAGCUGGUUGAUGUUAUAAAAGGACUGAAGGACUUGGCGGGUCGCAAGGUCGAGCUUGAAGGGGCCGAUUUAGAUGUUUGGAAAGCACUGCCUAUAUUCCAUAGCUGCAUACGCGAUUACUAUCAACCACAUCUAAAUACGGAAAAGCCCGUGUCACCCGAAGAGGCUCAAAAGUGGCGCAACGUAACAUCAUUCGUGGCACGCUGUUGGCAAAUUGGAUUUUUCAACGCGUCUCGUCAGGCGUUAUACUUACUGCGCGCCACACUCGAGCAGCCAGUCAAGGACACAUCGGCCUUGGAGCAAGUCCUUCCCAUAGCAUCAGAAUGGAUUGUACAUAGCCGUGCUGCGCUUCACGAAAGUGUCCAGUCAGGAGACAGCGGGGAGGAAAUCCAAAGGCAGAGUGCUGGUACACUCUACCAGGGGCCAAAUAAGCUCUGUAUCGAGAGAUGGGGGUUCUGGCAAGGUCGGUUUGAAGGGGUUGCUGGCCAACUUCAGAAAGAUAUCAAGGAACUAGCCUUGCAGUGUGCAUCGGAGAUGGGGAGCAUUUCUAACUAG
Penicillium waksmanii is the source of this 834-nucleotide messenger RNA. Its product is annotated as DUF3632 domain-containing protein. The coding region runs from base 1 to 834 and encodes 277 amino acids. The record is from RefSeq and is a predicted model, not a curated record. The transcript is spliced from 3 exons. NCBI's taxonomy places the organism in Eukaryota, Fungi, Ascomycota, Eurotiomycetes, Eurotiales, Aspergillaceae.